GCGAGAAACUGUGAAACGGUGGCCGAGAGCGGUAUUUUCCGGUUGUGUAUAAAUAAAUAGUGCUGCCGGUUACCGUCAACGAGCAAGCUCACUUCAUUGAUAGCGUUCGAUCGGGACGGUGCCCACUCGGAGACAGUCAGUGUGUUGUACGAAGAAAGCAAGUGCGAAAGGAUUCAUUAAAGUGCCCCGGUGCAAGUGCAAGUGUGAUUAAAGAUUAAAAAAACCCAACAUUAACGUGCUGAGUGCGUUCGAUAAGGAUAUUCUGAAUUUAAGCAGUAAAAGAAAAGAAAAGAUUGUUUGUGAAGAUGGAGUAUAAAAGCAGUAAGAUGGUGAAUUCCCUUCGGCUGGUGUUGGUGAUAGUUUGUCUGGUUAGCCUUAUGCCACACAUCACGGCAAAACCAUCAAAUGUACGGCAUAGUAAACAAUUGCGCAUCAUAGAUGAUCUUCUGCGUAGCAGGACAGCCUCGUCCGAAAGGAUCCGCGAACACAAUCCGAACCAUCAACACCACCGUAGAUCCGUAGACUACGAGGAUUACUACGACGAAGAUUAUAAUCGGAUGCGACAAUGUUUCGAAGAUGAGGACAUUAACGAGCUUUGCCAGCGCUGUUCGAAAGUAACAAAGUCAUCGAUGGUAUUCCCCAUGUGCUGCAACAAUGAGGAUCACACGAUGACAUGGUGCAAAGAGUACGUUUACUAUGGGAUACAAACGUAACCGGCCAGACAGAAGACAGAAGUAGACAAAGUUCCGAAUAGAAUUUCUCGUUCCAAGUUUAUCAAUAACUACGUUUAACAUUAAUUGAUCGCUUAAAACGUACUUCAACGAUAGUAUUUAUUAUUGAUAGAAAACAUCUCUCAUCGCCAUCGGUUAUUUAUUCACGGAAAAAACGAUUAAACGAUCGUAAACAUCACUUCAUCGGUUUAUAUCUCAACAAAACACAAAAACGCAUAAAGCCGUCUUUAGUAAUUGUGAUUGUACAUACAUUUCUGAUCACUUUCCAGUAAUAUUGUGCAUAAGUGAAUCAUAAAUAUAAAACUUAACUAAAGGCAGGUACUUAGCCUUGAACAAAGUAUUUCACGAAUAAUGUUCACGUAUGAAAAGGUUGCGAUCAGCUUCAGUAAUUAAGUAGACUAAUUAGGGCAAUAAUAAAUCAGCUUUAAAUGUAUAAAAAAGAA
Anopheles funestus (African malaria mosquito) is the source of this 1174-nucleotide messenger RNA. RefSeq lists its product as uncharacterized. The coding region runs from base 306 to 713 and encodes 135 amino acids. Lineage: Eukaryota; Metazoa; Arthropoda; Insecta; Diptera; Culicidae. The record is from RefSeq and is a predicted model, not a curated record. The transcript has 3 exons.